AUGGAAGAUAUUCAAAUCACUACAGUAGAAAGUGAGACUGGCAGGAAGUUAGUAUGAGUUUGAGUCUAUGUAGGGUAAAUAUUCGAUGAGAUCAAUGGCUUUGCCGAAGAUUUCAAUUGCGAAGUAACUGCCGUAUUUGAGUGGAUUGGAUGAUGUGAGUAUGCCCAAACGCUAUAACAGACAAUAUUACAAGAUCCAAUAACCAACCAAAGAGAAGGAUCUCAUUAAUGAUGUUAAUUGAAUUCAAUAUAUUAUGUAGAAGGAGGUCUUUGCGAGUCUGACAUAUAAUAAUGAGGAACCUUAUGAGGAUCGUAAGCCCAAGGAGUUGGUUGGCGAGGAUGCUUACAGAUCCUAUUACCAUACAUUUAAAAAUAUUAAGAGAAUUUUGGAACAGAACUAAUUCGAGAAUAUUUAAAGUAUUCAUAGAUUAUAAUUGUUAAAUAGACUCUGUAUAGACUAAUUUGAUAUAGAGAUCUGAACGAUUACGAAUUUUGCCAUGUAAAAUGGGUUUGAUCAAACUCAAGGGCGAUCGCAAUUCACUUUCUAUACAGAACUAAAAAUUUGGAGAUAAAUAUGUGGAGAUGCUUUCUGAAGGACUUCGGAUUCUACCAGCUAUUCAGGAUUUCAAUUUUAAUCAUAAUCGAAUUAAAGAGCAUGGGGCUUCAUAAUUAAUGCCUUUGAUUAGCAAAUAAGCAAGGAAGAUUGAAUUUUAAACAAAUAUGAUUGGAGAAAAAGGUUUGGACUCAAUUUUGAAGAUAUUACCUUUACAAUAAUGCAAGUAAAUUGAAAUGCAAUAUAAAGGAUUCAGGUUUUAAAUUUGGAAGACAAUAAUUUGGGAGAUCAACUAAUUAUUGAAUUAUGUAAAGCAUUGAGCAAGAAUCUCUCAGUUGAGACUUUGAACAUUUCCAAAAAUAAGAUAACAAAUAAUGCACAUUAAAGUUUGAAACAGUUGAUAGAAUCCAACGAUACUCUGCUUGAAUUAUAUUUGCGUUGGAAUUCAAUUAAAGGUUCCGGUGGUGUAGAGAUAUUCAAAGCAUUAUAAACUAAUAAAAAUAUCAAAGUUUUGGAUUUCUCAUACAAUUUGUUAGGAUGUGGAAAUGUGAUAGCUCCAGCUCUGAAGGAUUUCAUUAUUGAGAAUAAAUCAAUUCAACACUUGGAUCUAUCUGCCAACAGUUUCACAUUCUCAGAUUGCACUAUGAUAUCAGAGGCUCUGAAGUAGAAUCACUCGAUUUAUGGGUUUCAUUUCAGGGGGAACUUUGGAUUUGUAGAUUCUAAGGGGUUUUUAAUAAUUGAUUCGAGCAUGAAGAAUUUCAACUCAAUUCAUAUCGAGUAAAGAAUUAAAGGAGUUAUGCCUCAUCCAAAACCUUAUGAUCAUGCAUCAAGAUUUGAGAAAGUAAAGGAUGUCUGUUGGAUUUGUGAUCGUUGGUAGAUGGCCACAUUCGAAUGGAUUCCAAGUAUGAUAUAACAUUUAUGAGAUAGAUUAAAGUGGAGCUUGUUCUGAGGAACCAAUUUUCAUUCAUUUCGAUUACGAAGGUUAUGAACCUAUCUUUUUAGGGAAACCUGAUGGACACGGUCAUUUCAGAACUCAUAGAAUGAUUCCAACUGGAGAUAUUGAGUACUUUUAUACUGCCAAUGCUAUCUAAGUAGCAAGUCAAUCUGUUCCUAUAAAAUAACACAUCGAGAAAUUCAGAACUAAAGUUAGCAUAGCCGAUUAGGUUCUCAAUCUCAUCAUCAUUAGGUUGUGAAUGUGUUGAUUGAUGAAACCAAUAUAGAAUCAUAUCCUAAAUCGAAACCUGUUAUUGAAGAUUGGUAUCCUAAUUUUGAUGUUUUACCAAGAACGUAAGAUCCAAUCUACAUCCCUGCCAGAAGAAAAAAGUAAAAAAGAAUUUGGACAUAUCCGAUCUCUAUAUGGGCUCCUAAGUAUAAAUUUGACACUGAGGAUUUAUUGCGUAAAUGCUUUGAAAGAGAUUGGUAAUGUUGCAAAAUUUCUAAGUUUGUUAAAAAGUAAGAAGAACAGGAUUAGGUUAAAGAACUAUUAUGGUAAGCAUAUAAACCAAUGAGAGAAACCUAUAGAUUUUAUUCUAGUGUUAAUCCAACAGGUGAUGUAUUUUCAAUGUCUGUAAAUCCAACAUCUGAUUUUGUUAAUCAAUGUCAACUGAUUGAUUAGAAGCAAUUGAAAUUGGCUGAUGUGGAUCUUAAAUUUAUUGCAACUUGUAGUGCUUCUUCAAUUGAUUACAAGGGUAAUUAUAGAAAUCCGGAGAGGUCAUUGGUUAGAUACCAGAUGAUGGAAUUCUUAGUGAGAGUCUCAGAUGAUAAAUACAUUAGAUUCAAUCCCUAAAUCAACAUUGUCUAAGCUACUAAAAUGAUAUUAGAAUAAUGUAUGCCACACAUGUCCUAAUUUGAUUCUCAUAAAUGGAGAGCAGAGAGAUACUUCGUAGAAUAAUGUGACGAUGUAUGUAAGAAAUAUAAGUGGGUUUUUGAUUACGUUUAUAUGAGAAAUUCAUCCAGAAAGGUGAAGCCAGGUCAAGCACCUUUUAUGUGUUUGGAUGAACUUAAGGAUAUUUGCAAUAGAGCAAAUUUGUAUGAUGAAAACUUUGUUGAAAGGGAUGUAAAUCUAGCAUUCAAUUUAUCUACUCUUACAUAAAUUGAUGAAUUAGAAAGCGAUAGAUUAUUUUAAAUGUAAUGGAUCGAGUUUAUGGAAGCCAUAGCAAGGAUUGCAGAUAAAUACUCUCCUAUUGCUAUAGGAAAGAAGGAAGAAGUAUUUAUUAUUUUGAUAAAGCUAGAAAGAAUGGACUUAUGAAUUGAGAUAGCAGUAACCACUAUAUUACAAAUUAGAAGCUUUCAUGGUGCAUUUAAUAAAUACCUUAGUUGAUGAAGAAACCAAAAAGAAUUGGAAAUAACCUACGAUUUCUAUGUUUGAUGAAGUUGAAGAAGAUGAAUAUUAUUGAAAUAUGUAAUGUUUGUU
Messenger RNA from Paramecium octaurelia, 2965 nucleotides. Lineage: Eukaryota; Ciliophora; Oligohymenophorea; Peniculida; Parameciidae. The record is from the annotation of a GenBank genome assembly.